AUGUAUUCGAGAAUACUCGCCGGAGGGAGAACCGGACCUCAUUCGUUGCCGUUGGCCAGAAUAAAGAAGAUCAUGAAAAAGUCCGGGGACAACGUCAAUAUGAUUUCCGGUGAGGCUCCCAUCGUAUUUUCCAAGGCUUGUGAACUGUUGAUCGAGGAAUUGACGCGAAGGUCUUGGAUGGUGGCCAUGCAAAGAAAGAGAAGGACGCUUCACAAAGAGGACGUUGUCUCGGCUGUUAUAGCCACUGAUAUCUUUGAUUUUCUGGUGAAUUUGGUGUCUGAAGACUCCACUACUCCUAUCGACUUGACCCCCGUUGAAAGGGAAAAACUAGAGUUCUAG
Messenger RNA from Juglans microcarpa x Juglans regia, 339 nucleotides. Its product is annotated as nuclear transcription factor Y subunit C-1-like. The transcript has a single exon. The record is from RefSeq and is a predicted model, not a curated record. Gene Ontology annotation, biological process: regulation of DNA-templated transcription. Gene Ontology annotation, cellular component: nucleus. Bases 1 to 339 code for a protein of 112 amino acids. Lineage: Eukaryota; Viridiplantae; Streptophyta; Magnoliopsida; Fagales; Juglandaceae. Gene Ontology annotation, molecular function: protein heterodimerization activity; DNA-binding transcription activator activity, RNA polymerase II-specific.